AUGAGCACAGACAUGUUGCUGUUUGUCCUCUCAGUCUUUACACUGUUGCUACAGAUUCAUUCUCAAAGAUUAUCCGAUCAAUCCACGCUCAUAGUAUCUCCAGCAUCAGUGUAUAAAGAAUCUAACACAGUUCAGCUCAAACCUGAUGGAGCAACAGAUGCAGAGGAGACACCACGAGAAACAGCGUCCACUCCGUCUCUCUUCACCACAGUUAAAGCUUACAAUGAGAGGCCAAACAUUACAGUUGUCCAUGACUCUCCUCUUGGUGAAUUCAGAAUUAAAUGUAAAAUACCAGGAUCUGAAAACACUGGUUGUGGUCUGUUCUUGGGAGACAAUGACCAACCGCUUUUAAAGACAGACUCACAUAAAAUGUCUGGAGAAAUACAGUGUAGUUUUACGAUUACAGAAUCAGAUUUAUUCAUUAAACUGCGUUCAGUUAAGAGUAAAUCAUUGAGCUGCAAAUAUUCUCCAAAAACAGACCCAUCCAAAAGUUCACCAUACAGUGACAAAUACAACCUGACAGCUUUUCUUCCGGUGCAAAAACCCCAAGUCACCACACAUCGGUUACCAAACACUGAGACAAAAACAGAGGAAUCAACAAUUUCUUUUCUUCCUUUCCAAAUUUACCAAGUCACCAACCAGUCAGCAAGCACAACAGAGGAAUCAACAAUUUCGUCUCUGGCUACAGCAUCCAUUCCUAGUUUUGGGAAGACAACAGACGGUACUGACGCUCUUCUAGAAGAGACUCCAUCUUUAUUCUCCAUCAGCACAACACCAGUUUUCAAUGCUUCAACUCCUGUUAAAACUGAGGGUUCUGAAAGAAAACGUUUUUUUAUCAUGAUGCUGGCAACCACCGGUGGAGGGAUUAUAUUAACCGGACUCACGGGAGUUUGUCUGUGCUGCUUCAAGAUUGCCAAAAACAAACCAAAUAAGAUGAGUCCUAUGGAAACUUCCAUGGCAUUCUUACAAAGAGCACCAGAUGAUACUGAAGAAUCUGAGGAACUUUCUGAGGAAAAUGAGGAGAAAUUGUACCACGUGUACAGCACAAUCUCUGAUGUCUCCACAGAGCAGCAUCAAUUAUACAGUCUAGCACAGAUCCCAGAGCAACCCCUGCAACAUUAAUGACUAUUACAAGUGCUCUAUCAAAUGAUGUCAUUGUUUUUCUUUUAUUUUAAAAAUAUUCAAACUAACUGUACAUUGUCUGAUACUGCUGGUCUAAUAAUAAAAUAUCGCU
Triplophysa dalaica is the source of this 1234-nucleotide messenger RNA. RefSeq lists its product as uncharacterized. Lineage: Eukaryota; Metazoa; Chordata; Actinopteri; Cypriniformes; Nemacheilidae. The record is from RefSeq and is a predicted model, not a curated record. Bases 1 to 1122 code for a protein of 373 amino acids. The transcript is spliced from 12 exons.